GUGUGGGGGGUGUUUCAUGUGUCAAGCUCAUUUUCUGCCUCAGAUUCAGAAACAGGAACACAAAGGAGUCGCUGCUUUGCUGCUGUUUCAUCGAUCCAUUCAUCCUUCCAGUGAACAGUGAGGAUGGACCUGCUGCAGGACCACUGGAGCUUUGUUCAGCUCCUCUCAGUGAUACUGCUGAUGUCAUCGUGGUGCGUUCAGGGUCUCCGUGUCAACGUGUUUCCCAGGAAGCCUCUAUUUAAGCUCGGCACGCUCCAGCAGGUGGUCUGCCAGGUUCAGGAGUGUUCAGCAGUACCUGACAUUUCCUGGUUUACCGUAAACGACCGUCCUCUGUUGGCGUCCACCGCCACCAACAGGACCCACUCUGUUCUGACCUUCAACUCUGUGACAAUACAAGACGAGGGACAGAUGGCAUGUAAAGUCAUGUGUGCAGGACAACUGGCAGAGAUCCGGACCUCUGUCUCAGUUUACUCCUUUCCUUCAGACCCUGUAAUCACAGGUCAUGACCACCUGAGAGAUAACGUGGUGACGUCCCUCACCUGCCAGGUCCCACACCUCUACUCUGCUGAAGAUGUUGAUUUCACCUGGCUUAAAGGAAACACAGUUCUGAAUAGCACUAACACACAGUCAGGGUCUAGCUCAGUGACUUACACGCCUCAGAAAAAGGACUCUGGGGGGAACAUCACCUGCCGGGUGACGCUCAAGCUUCAAGGUCUGCCAUCUGAGAAGAGGACGAGAGAGACCACAGUCCAUAUAAACGUCCUCUAUGCUCCGGUCUUCAGGAAUGUAUCUGGCCCCAUGGAAGUGAUGGCGGGCUCUCCGCUGACUCUCAGCUGUUCUGCAGAGGGAAACCCGGAGCCAACCAUCACCUGGACAGUAGGUGGUAGGUUUCUGCAUUCUGCUCCUGAUGGUCUGUUUGUCCUGUCGGCUGUCGAACUUUCUGAUGCUGGACGAUACGAGUGUAAAGCCAUAAACUCAGAGGGAAACCAAACUGCAGCUGUAGACGUCAGUGUUCUUGCUCCGCCUACCAUGACCUUCCUGUUGGUGGAUCCAGGUGAGGAGGUGGUGGAAGGUCAGCAGGUGAAUUUUACUUGUGGCUCCGAGGGAGCUCCACCUCCUACACUGGUUCUGAAGAGGAAGGGGGAGGAGCUUCACAGGAAUGAGUCCGCCUCCGUAUGCAUGUUCAGCCUCCCUUUUGCUGUACUUGAGGACUCUGCCCUCUAUGAGUGUGAAGCCUCCAAUCAGUAUGGCUCCCAGCAUACCUCCAGGUUCAUCACUGUCAGAGCCCACCCUCUACAGGUGGAGGCCAGCCCUCAGGUCUCAGCGGAGCGGGGCUCAGCGCUUACGCUGACUUGUAGGGCCUCAGGGUGCCUGCACCCCCCCACUCUCAGCUGGAGGAGGACAGACCGGAACCGAACCCUCCUCCAGAAGAAGAAGCAGCGGGAUGGGCGGUCUCAGCUUCACCUGUGGAACCUGGACCUUCAGCAUCAGGGAGGGUACAGCUGCGAGGCCGAGUGUGACUCCGUCAUUAGGACCAGGGAGAUCCACGUCCAGGUGUACUCAUUCCCCUCUGAUCCUGUUCUGGAGGAUCCCGGUCCCGUUCUGCUUGGCCAGGAAACUGAAUAUCACUGCAAUGUCUUCAACAUUUUCUCAGCCAAUCAGCUGAGGUUCUCCUGGCUUUCAGGAAAUGAAACCCUAAUGAUGGAGAUGUACAAGUCCUCUGGUUCCCUGCAGAACAUCUCAUCAGUCUUAAAGCACCAGUUUGAGAAGGUGCAGCAGGUCCUGACCUGUAGGGUGGAGCUGCUGACAGAGGACAGAGACAUUUGGAAAUCCAGAAGGACAAGCAUCCCUCUGCAGAUCCACUAUCCUCCCAGGUUGCCCUCCCUGUCCAUCAGUCCAGGUGAUGAGGUGCUAGAGGGUCAGCAGGUGACGUUUACCUGCCGUUCAGAUGGAGUUCCACCACCCGCAGUAGUGUUGAGGAGAAAUGGGGAGGAACUUCUGAGGAGUGACUCUGAUUCCUCCUCCUCUAUCACUCUCAGCAUCUCCUCCGCCCUUCUAGAAGAGUCGGGCCUCUACCAGUGUGAGGCCUCGAACCAGUACGGCUCCCAGUUUGUCUCCAGCUCUGUCACAGUCAAAGCUCCCCCGAGGAACACCACCGUCCUCAUCCUUCCCUCUGCAGAAGUCAAGGAGGGACAAAAUGUGACUGUCUGCUGCCAGACAAUCAGCUUCCCACCAUCAGCUGUGAUCCUGAGGAAGCUAAACAACGGAACAGAGCUGUAUUCAACCAAUGGCACCUUCCUAUUGGUCAACGUCACAUCCAGAGACUCUGGGUUGUAUCAGGUUAACGUGAGCAACGAUCUUGGUUCUGAGAUCAAAGUCUUCAGCAUCAGAGUCAGAGAGGUCAGAACCGGAGUUCCUCCAGGUUUCAGUAUCAUCCUCAUUUCAGCCGCCUGCAUUGCUGCCGGGCUCACGGCUUUUGCUUUGGUCCUCGACUACAUGAGGAGAUCCAGGAAGAAAGGUUUUUAUCAGCUGGCCCAGUCCGCCCCGCCUUCAGCAUGAAGCCAACACACUCGUUUCUGAGGCCCCUAAGCUCCAAAAUAUGUCUUUCCUUCAGUGCUGAUGUGAUUUUGUCACAUCAGAACAUUUUGCUCCUGAAUGUCAAAGGGUGGCAAUCAUGUCCUUGAGACGGGAUACCUGACUUCAGGAAGAUGGCUUUUAAAGUAGGGCUUUAAUGCACUGAAAUGUGGCUUUAGUGUUGCUGUAAGAGGUUCACUGCACAGGGAAAGUCUUGAAGUAAUGUUAAAUCUUUCCCCAAAUCUGAUGCUUUCAGUUUAAAAACACAGCUUUUUUUUUUUUUAUAAUGGCUAACGUGGAUCAGGUGGCCAGAGUACCACUACAUGUCCCAGCCCCCUCUGGUUGUGGUGCUCCUUAGAUUCAAGCUCUGACUCUAGCAUUCACAACAAGAUUUAAAAUAUCUCUUUUCCCAGCAUACAGUGCUGUAACACCACAAUUGUUUUGUAAAAUCUAUGAAACUUUUAGAAAUAAUCUAACCAGUAAACAUCAUUAAAUAGUUUUAGGGAAAAAUGAACCAAAGUAUUUUUGGGGAAAACCCAAAAGUGACUAAAGGAAAACAAUUCAGGGGCCAGGAAUUUUUCCAGCAUGAAACACAAGUCGUUAGGUUAUUGGAAAUCCUGUAACCCCAGUUGUUGCUGCCAAGAGUGACAGAAACAGUUUUUAGGUUUAGGGUCCGUUUCAGGUUGCCUUGGAUCCACCGCUUCCUACAUUAAAUUGUCCUUAAAAAAAACAGCCUUUUCUAUUUACUCUUGUUGAUGAUUUUAAAUGAAUAUGUAAGGAAUCUUUAUUGGUGUAAAUAGUUUUCACAGCACUGUAUGAGGUCAUCUGUAUGAGUGCGCAUAUUAAAUAAUGUUUCUGUCUUUCUAGAAACAUGACUUCUACCUCACCCUCCUUAAAUCACUGUUAUGAGCCCAAUGUUUUGCUGAUGAGUUCCAAAAACGCAGCUAUAAUCACAGAAAUGUAAAUACUGCACAUCAGCACAUUAUAAUGCUUUGUUUUUCUAACUUUUGCACAUAUCUAAAGGCAGCUGUAACGUCCCUACGCCCUGGCACCAGCCUAGUGCUGCAGGAACAUCUCCCCUCUGCAUUUAAAAACCCACCUGAUGCUUCAGGUUUCAGCCUGCAGAUCAAAACUAAAAGCACAAGCUUGAUUAAACCUAAAAGGUUUUUCUUUUUUCUUUCUCAUGAAGAAACAUGUGUUUAUACUUAUCUUCUGUUAGUUUGGUACAGAUGCUGCAAAGUAGUUUUGUUACAAAUUCUUUUGAUUUAUAAGUUCUGUACAGGUCCUUUCUCAUUGUUUCUAAUAAAAAUAUUUAU
Molecule: messenger RNA, 3890 nt
Organism: Cyprinodon variegatus (sheepshead minnow)
Lineage: Eukaryota; Metazoa; Chordata; Actinopteri; Cyprinodontiformes; Cyprinodontidae
Gene: vcam1b
Product: vascular cell adhesion molecule 1
Exons: 10
Coding region: 124-2559 (811 amino acids)
Biological process (GO): cell-cell adhesion
Cellular component (GO): membrane
Source: RefSeq, a predicted model, not a curated record